Pyrgilauda ruficollis (rufous-necked snowfinch) is the source of this 2742-nucleotide messenger RNA. RefSeq names its product whirlin (gene WHRN). Gene Ontology annotation, cellular component: stereocilia ankle link complex; plasma membrane; cilium. The transcript is spliced from 12 exons. The coding region runs from base 1 to 2742 and encodes 913 amino acids. Lineage: Eukaryota; Metazoa; Chordata; Aves; Passeriformes; Passeridae. Gene Ontology annotation, biological process: auditory receptor cell stereocilium organization; sensory perception of sound. The record is from RefSeq and is a predicted model, not a curated record. Gene Ontology annotation, molecular function: protein binding.
AUGAGCGCGGAGCUGGACGGCGUGUCCGUGCACUCCUCCUCCUCCUCGUCGGGCUCGCUGGGCUCGGCGGCGGGGCCGGCGCCGCGGCCGCUCUCGGCGAACGUGCGGCGGCUGCACCAAGCGCUCACGGCGCUGCUGAGCGAGGCGGAGCGGGAGCGCUUCAUCCUCUGCCUCAACGCCUACCACGGCCGCCGCAACGUCUGCGACCUGGUGCGCUCCCUGCGCGCCCUCCUCGACGGGCCCCGCCGCCGGCAGCUGCUGCCGCUGCUGCGCCUCGUCCUGCCGCGCUCCGACCAGCUCCUCUUCGACCAGUACACGGCCGAGGGGCCCUACCUGCCGCCGCCCGGCCGCCCCCCGCCGCCCCCCGCCCCGCCGCCGGUGGUCCCGGGCGAGCUGCGGCAGGUGACGCUCCGCCGGAGCAAAGCCCACGAGGGUCUGGGCUUCAGCAUCCGCGGCGGCGCCGAGCACGGCGUGGGCAUCUACGUGUCGCUGGUGGAACCGGGCUCUCUGGCCGAGCAGGAGGGGCUGCGCGUCGGCGAUCAAAUCCUGGGGGUCAACGGCAAGUCCCUGGACAGGGUGACCCACGCCGAGGCGGUCAAGGUGCUGAAGGGCUGCAAGAAGCUGAACCUGUCGGUGCACUCGGUGGGGCGCAUCCCGGGGGGUUAUGUCACCAACCACAUCUACACCUGGGUGGACCCCCAGGGCCGCAGCGUGUCCCCCCCCACGGGGCUGCCCCACCACCAGAACAGCUCCCUGCGCAGGGACAGCGAGAAGAGGAGCCACCUGCAGCUCCUGCAGGAGGGGGAUGAGAAGAAGGUGAAUCUGGUCCUGAACGAAGGGAAAUCCCUGGGCCUCAUGAUCCGAGGAGGGGCAGAAUAUUCCCUGGGCAUCUACAUCACAGGUGUGGACAAGGGCUCCGAGGCAGAGAGCACUGGCUUGAAGGUGGGAGACCAGAUCCUGGAGGUGAACGGCCGGAGCUUCCUGAGCAUCCCCCACGACGAGGCCGUGAAGCUGCUCAAGUCCUCGCGUCACCUGAUGAUGACGGUGAAGGACAUCGGGCGCCUGCCCCACGCCCGCACCACCGUGGACGAGACCCGCUGGAUCAGCAGCUCCCAGCUCGGGGAGACCCUGCUCAGCGCAGCGGGGGCAGUGGGUGACCAUGCUAUGGACGUGGCAGCCAGGCCCGUGUUCUACCGGGGGCUGGCCGGCUCGCAGGUGACCCUGAGCACCAUGGUGAACCAGACCCGGGUCAUGCUGGAGGAGCAGGCACGGCACCUGCUCAACGAACAGGAGCGGGCCACCAUGGGCUACUACCUGGACGAGUACAAGGAGGGCAACAUCUCCGUGGAUGCUCUGGUCAUGGCCCUCUUCGAGCUGCUCAACACACAUGCCAAGUUCUCGCUGCUCUCCGAGGUGAGGGGGGUGAUCUCCCCACAAGACCUGGACCGCUUCGACAACCUGGUGCUGAAGAGGGAGAUCGAGUCCAUGAAGGCCCGGCAGCCCGCGGGGCCCAGCGCCGACUCCUACUCCAUGAUGUCCUACAGCGACACCGUCUCGUCCUCCAGCAGCCACUUCACUGCCACCACCGUCAGCUCGGCCCGGAACACAUCAGAGCUGGAGGGAGCUGGGGACUGCCACCAGAGCAGCAUCAACACCCUGCCAGAUGUGUCCCUGGAUGAUCUCUCCUCCUUCCCAGAGGAACCACCCAACUUCAAGCCUCCUCCUCCUCCAUCAGCCCCCCAGACCCUGGACCCCUCCUCUGCCCAGCCCCGGCUCCCGGGGAAGGACAAGCCCAAGCGCCCCUCCUCCGAGUCCUCCCAGUCUGGCCUUUUCUUCGUGGCCCCCCGAAACCCCUCUCCCCCUCCGCACGCCCCCGAGAAGGACACGGUCAGCAUGACCUCCACGGCCUCCACGUCCACCGAGGAUUCCGCCCCCAGCGCCAUCUACGCCACCAUCUCCCCGUCCCCGCGCGGCUCCCGCCGGCCGGCGGAGGCCCCGCUCUCCCUGCUCAGCCAGCACCCCAUCGGGCCCUUCCCCAGGGUCCAGUCCCCCACCAGGCUGAAGAGCCCGUCCCCAGAGGGGCUCCAGAGCCCCCCGGCCCCGUCCCCUCCUCCUCCGCCCUCGCACCCCGCGCCCCCUCCCCCGGACAAGGGCAGCCCCCAGGCCGCGGCCAACCAGCAUUUCAUCAUGGUGGAGGUGCACCAGCCCAACAGCGAGCCCGACGUCAACGAAGUGAGGCCCCUGCCCCAGGCCAGAGCCUCCACGCUCUCCCAGCUGUCGGACAGCGGGCAGACCCUCAGCGAGGACAGCGGGGUGGACAUCGGGGAGGUCGAGACGAGCGGCAAGGACAGGAGCCGGCAGCCAGGCCCCGGGAAAAGCCGCAGCCCCAAGGAGGCCACGAGGAGCGAGGGGGCGGCAGAAGGGGCUUCCAAGCCGCCAGGGCUCCUGGAGCCCACGUCGUGUCUGAUCCGGGUGUCCAAGAGCGCUCCCACCUUGGGCAUCGCCAUCGAGGGCGGCGCCAACACGCGGCAGCCGCUGCCCCGCAUCGUCACCAUCCAGCGGGGGGGCUCGGCACACAACUGCGGGAAGCUGAAGGUGGGACACGUCAUUUUGGAGGUGAACGGCACAGGACUGCGAGGAAAGGAGCACCGGGAGGCCGCCCGCAUCAUCGCCGAGGCCUUUAAGCUGAAGGAAAAGGACUACAUCGAUUUCUUGGUCACAGAGUUCAACGUCGCCCUUUAG